AGAGACGUUGUUAGCCAAUGGAUACGAUUCCGUAAAAUGAAUCUGAAGUUUAUUUUGCCCAGCAUUUUGACUUUGUAUAUAGGACUAUGUUUAAAUUAUCAGAUGUCUCAAACGUUGUACGACUUCGCACCGUGUUCAUUAACUCUCAGUUUUGAGUAUUAUGUCGGCAUUACUGUAAAGGACUGUAUUUUAAAUUGCCGACGACGGAAAAUAUGCGCGGCAAUUAACUACAACCGUUACAAUAAGUUUUGCGCUCUUAGAAAUAGCACUGAUAUUGAGCUACUCGGUUCCGAACCAGAGUGGUGCUAUGAUAUUGUCAUAAACAACAGCACUGCUGUUCUAGAUGUUCCUUGUAAAGACAAUCAAUGUAAUGAAACUAGCAUUUGCUUGGACUCUGCCAGAUUCCCUUUCUUCACAUGUAGGCUCGGAUACUGCAGACCGGAAUCGAAAGUUGCAAAUGCUUCGUUUAGAAUCAAAGUGCUGACUCAUGUUGGCGGCAGAAAUGAGCUUAUUUGUGACAAAGGAUUUACGCCAUCAGGAAAGCAGUCUUUGACUUGUCUCCAAGAUGGCAACUGGUCAAUAACGGAUCUAGAAUGUUUAAAGAAUUGUCCGUCUAUUCCACUGAAAUCAACGGCAACGGUCGCGUCCUGGUCAACGUACAGAUUUGUAGUCAAUACAACUGCCACCUACACGUGUAAUGAAGGAUUCUACAAUAUUACAGACAGGAUAAUUGUCUGUAACAAAUUUGGAGUCUGGUCAGAGUUCGAUUGUUUGCCAUACUGCCGCCAAGCUGACAUUGUCUCGAUUAGAAAUGGCAGUCCAAAACAAGGAGUUAAUUAUACAAUACAUUUGCAUGCCGAAUAUGUGUGCCAUACGGGGCAUUAUAUGUCGCCAGGAUCGAGAUUCGUCAGUUGUAACAACAGAGGCACAUGGUCAGAACCGGAAGUAUCAUGCCUUCCAUUUUGUAAGCAAAUAAAUAUUCCGCCUGUGACCAAUGGACACCCGCUUUAUGGAACAUUGUAUAAUUAUACCAUGACAGCACGAUAUGAGUGUGAGCCCGGAUUCUACUUGUCAGAUGGUUCACCGGAAGUAACGUGCUCUACGGAUGGUACAUGGUCUACACCGGAAGUAGAAUGUUACCCGUACUGUCAACAACCUGCUAUAGCACAUGGCUCUCCACAGGACCUAGCACCCGAACCCAUAAAGAAAGACGUAACUGUCGUGUACAGCUGUGACAGUGGAUACUACACUUAUCCGUCUGUUACCGAGCCUACUGCAGUUUGUCAACAUACCGGCUUGUGGACAUAUUCUGCGGCAUGCUACAAAUAUUGCGGAAACGCACCGGACUAUACAUGGGAAAAGGUUAAAAGCUAUUCUUCUACACCUCCCUUUACUGUAGGAACAGUUGCUUUUUACAAAUGCGUCAUACCUUUGGUCUCGGUUUUCACUGGAGGUAGCACUAAGACAUGUGAAUGGUACGGAGGAUGGAGCGGAAAGGUCCACUGUUAAAUGGUGUAAAUAUAAUGGUGGCGUCCUCAUGGGACAGUCUUGAUUAAAAUGAAUUACACUAGUUCAAAAGAAAUGGUUGGUUUCCUUGACAUCUGUAAAAGAUAUUUACCGUAUAUGUCAGGGGAGUAAGCGAUAUCAUACGUCGAACGGCCCCGUUGAAGUUAUUCAACCCCAUAACAUAUACUCGUUAGUUUGCGGAAAGAUAUUGCGCUCCUACAGUCGCGCAGUGUUUCCGCUGCAGACCUUGUGCAUAUUUCUCGGUGCAGCAUGUCAUUUGACAAAUGUAUUGCAGCUACAUGUAUUUAUUCUGUUGUAAAUAUCUUUAAAAGUGACUUCCAUCUAUUUUUAUCAUCAGCUGAUCUUACGUGUUACAGUAAUAUUUCUUUAUGCAUUGCAAACAUUUAGUCUGUCGCAUUUACUGGUACUGAUGAUAAAGUCGAACAGAUGAUAAAGUCGACCACCUUCAAAUUAUUCAACUGCAAUUGUUUUUUUUAUAAAACUGAACAUGCCGUCUAAUAGGAACCACUUACAACACCAACUGGUGUAAACAAAAACAAAAUUGGUAAAUAUUCUGUAUAAAUAAAUGAUUUACAUUUGUCUGUUUAAAAAAUAUUUAUCCAAAAAUACUGGGGAAGAGGAUGUUUUUUGCGCAUGCUCACUGUCAACACAUGAAGGCCUGACAUUUGUUCACUUUUCAUUACUUGAGCGGGAAUGACUGUUGCAACAUUUUUGGGAAAGUUUCAAUAUAAUACUAUGGACAAUUUUUGAAAGACAAAGUGGUCGAAUUUAUCAUCAGUCAACAUUCGUACAGUCCCCAUUUUACAUACCCCUUUCAGGGCCUCACUUCUUGUGAGUUUGCUAACUAAAUAUAAAUUUAAAUUAUGUCAAUUAUUCAGUAAGAGCUAAGCUUUAUUUUGAUACUAACCAUUGAUAACAACUUGCAGAAAUAAAAAAGUUACAGGUAAAAAACCUUAUUUUCUGUUCGAGUUUAUCAUCAGUACCAGUACUGCAUAAAGUGACCCUUUUUUCCGUAAGCUGAAUAUAAGUAAUUUUAUUGCUUUAUCAAGCAGUCGGCUAGAGCUAUACAUAGAGCUCCAAAUUCGGUUAACCCAGUUUGGCCUCAGUCAAACGACAGCAUGUCAAUACGUGCAAUCAGCUGUUUAGAUGGAACAGAAGCCAUGACUAGCUGUCAACUUGCUGCUGUAUUGCAACCAUGUGCUUUAAAUGUCUUGUUCUUUAGUCGAUUUGUCACUUUGGCUACAAGAUAACUAAUUGGAAUUUUCUCAGCUGUCAAAUGAACAUUGUAUUACUGUAUUAAAUAUAGACAUAGUUCUUCUUUUAACGACAAUAAUGUUGUUAUUGGCAUGACGAACCGGCCUUCUAUUUAUAUUUCAUAAGAUUGUUGCAUCUAAACAGGCUUCUAUUCCGUAUUUCUACAUAAAAUUGUUGUGUUGU
Molecule: messenger RNA, 2964 nt
Organism: Mercenaria mercenaria
Lineage: Eukaryota; Metazoa; Mollusca; Bivalvia; Venerida; Veneridae
Product: sushi, von Willebrand factor type A, EGF and pentraxin domain-containing protein 1-like
Exons: 2
Coding region: 37-1509 (490 amino acids)
Source: RefSeq, a predicted model, not a curated record